AUGGCGCUCCUGCAAACGUCCCUUAUCUGGGCUGUAUAUGCAAUUGUGGUAGCCAUCUUGGUUGCAGUGGCCACUGUAUUUAUUUAUGUUUACCAUACCCCUCGGGAUCGCUGUCCAUCGGUGAUACUGACUUGUAUCGUUGCUGUCGCCACCCUUCUUGCGACUGUUCUCUUGGUACCAGUCGACGUUGCUCUGGUCUCAUCUACGAUUGAUCCGGCUCUAGGUCGGCGACAAGACUGGGCUACCCAGAGUGAAAUAGAUAGGAUAUUAUUGUGCUUGAAAGUCGCGUAUUACUUCCUAUACUCUUUGGACGCCCUCCUCUGCCUCAUCGUGAUCCCUUUCAUUUAUUUUUGGUACGAAGAGUACGACGAGGUGGCAUCUGAAAGAGAACAACAGCCACUGGGGCAGCGGUUUUGGGCUGCUUUUAGAUACACAGUCUCUUUCCUUGCGAUAGUGGUUGUGCUGUUUCUCGUUGGUUUCUUCGUGCCUGUUGCGAAAGAUGGGAAUGGUGGCGGUCUGGAUUAUUUCAAAAACCUACUGACUGAAAGCCGUGGCGAACGUGCCCUUACAUUUGCUCUCGGUUUGCUCAUAACCAUAGGCCUGUGCUUAUAUGUUUUAUAUACUUCCACGGGUCUAGCUCUAUUUCCGAUUGCCCUAAUCAAGGAAGGUCCGUCAGUUAUAGGCCCGACAUUGGAAGCGACUACAGCUGUGCAGCUUAGUUCUAAUCGGGAACGACAGCGCCAGUUAGAAGGUCUCUGCAGAGGGAAUCCGGGGCUGUUGUCUUCAAAAGACCGUAGAGAGCUGGAUACUCUGGUUAGGGAAGAACGAACGCUUAUUCGCCGACAACGCUUAUCGGAUGAAGCUCAGAACAAAGAUCAAAACCGGUUAAUGCAAUUGUGGCUAAAAAUUGAAGCUAUAUUUCGUCCUCUUCGGCUGCUAUCCGGCGUUAUUCUUUUACUUAUUGCCUUUACUAUAUGGAUAUCUAUGCUUUUGACGGCGAUCGAUAAGGCCAAGAACUCAUUCUGCAAACAACGAUGCGGAUACAUUCUUGGACAUAUCAAUGUUUUCAACCCCAUCAACUGGGUCUUUGUCCAAUCCGCCAAAAUAUUCCCAGUGGACUACUUCAUUUUCACAGUGCUUGUCUUAUUCCUUUUCAGCAGCUCCAUCGUCGGUGUUUCUGCAAUUGGCAUUCGGUUUCUCUGGAUCAGAAUCUUCCAAAUCCGAAAAGGCCACACAUCGCCCCAAGCUCUUCUGUUAGCAACAGCUAUGUUGAUGUUGAUCAUACUAGCUUUGAACUAUUCAACAUCGAUGAUACUUGCCCCUCAAUACGCAACUUAUGGGCCGCAGACUUUCUGUGACCGAGCGCUCAGCUUUUCUGGAAAACAGCCGGAUUGUUCAGGUGAUAAAGAUCUUAUCAAGCCGUGCUCUGAGGUGGCGGAUAGUUUGGCUGCGAAGCAAGUCUGCACUCCAAGCGUUGUCAGCACAUUUCUUAACCGGGUGACGAUGAAUUUCCCCUUAUUUGGUGCCAUCUUCUUUUGGGCCCAAUUCGCUUUCCUAGGUAUCUAUCUACUUGUAAUGGUCACCGCUCUCUUGCGCUCUCCGAAAUUCGACGAGCGACAGCUCGAUGAGGAUUCUGAAGAGGCCGAAGAAGAAAGCUUACUAGCAAGCACUAGAGGACGGAUUGACGCUACCUGGGAGGACAUCACUAGUGGGCUGAGAAGGCAGAAUGAGGCUGGCCGAGCCGUGGCUUAG
Aspergillus pseudotamarii is the source of this 1752-nucleotide messenger RNA. RefSeq names its product putative LMBR1 domain protein. Bases 1 to 1752 code for a protein of 583 amino acids. The transcript is spliced from 3 exons. Gene Ontology annotation, biological process: protein localization to vacuole. The record is from RefSeq and is a predicted model, not a curated record. Lineage: Eukaryota; Fungi; Ascomycota; Eurotiomycetes; Eurotiales; Aspergillaceae. Gene Ontology annotation, cellular component: vacuolar membrane.